AUGGAGUUGUUCGCAUGGGAGGAGGCACUGAAAGAUGCAAUUGUUGUGCCUGACGAUGAAUUCAAGUUUAUCCUGCUGGCCGCAUUGGGAGUCUUUGUUCAUGAAACUACCAGUGACGCGUCCCCGACAAGUCCAAUAGUGUAUGCUCUAUAUCUCCAAGCUGCUCUGGUCCAUGGAUGUGUCGUAAAAAACGUUGUGGUUAAUUGGAAUGACAUCGGCACAUUCACCGAGUACCACAAGAAGUGCUCCACAGUCCAACCCACUGAUUUUUUUGGCACGGUGACUACAUUACGAGGGUUCAUCGCUUCAUCCAAGAGCGUGCAAGGAAAGCAAUUGAUUGAAACCUUUUUGAGAAAGUUCUUCUCUCACUACUACAAGGACAACAACGUCAAGACAGACACAAUCGACUUUCUGCUCAGUUGUGCUGGGAAUGUCGAGAAAGUUUUGGCAUUGUCACUCUAUUUUAUGAGAGCUUUGGUACGAAACCCCACGACAGUCUUGGCCAACUUCAAAAUCGAAGGAAGAGGAUCAGAAGUGGCUCGUUUUUGUGGCUGCACUGAAGUUUUUAGCAGUUUCCCCGUUGAUCCGAAGUACUUCGGUUCCUGGAAAGAGGCAACGAAUGAAUUGCUCCCAACUGCUGCCUUCACAUGUGCUGCGUUGGCUUGCAUCUCACCAGAGUCGUACAACACCGUAAGAAGAUUGUUCGGUCUGAGAUUUGAAUUUUCGUCCAUGGCCAUCAUCAAUAAUGAUCGACUAUAUAACUGUAAGGCAAUAAUUGCCGAACGCGACCAACAGAUCGCCAAUCUCAUAAGUGAACACGAUCAACAACUUAGAGAUCUAAGGGAUGAAAUGGUAGCCAAUGAACGGUCACUACAUGAACUUAUUGUUACUAAUGAAGAAUUAGAAAAUGAAUUAGCAACUCUUCGUCCACAGGCCGCUCAAGAUGUUUAUAAUAUUGUAAAUUGUGCCUACAACAUGAUCACAAAUCCUGUGAUUGUACAGAAUUCCCAAAUUGGAAAGACCGGUUUAACUGUCUUAACACCUAUAAUAUAUGUGGAAAGUGUUUAA
Bursaphelenchus okinawaensis is the source of this 1068-nucleotide messenger RNA. Lineage: Eukaryota; Metazoa; Nematoda; Chromadorea; Rhabditida; Aphelenchoididae. The record is from the annotation of a GenBank genome assembly.